AUGUUAACACGUACACUAAACUAAAUGUUGCAAAAUUAGUAAAGGAGUACUCCACUCCUCCAGAAAGAAGUAUUCUAAAUGGGUCAGUGCGAAAUGACGAACCAAUAAGAAUCACCUUCCUUUUUUUUUUUUCCAAUCUUAUUCUCAUUUUAUUCACUUCAUUUCCCAACCCCCUAAUUUUUAGGGUAUCUUCAAAUCCCAUUAACCCCUAUACAUUUUCAAACUUCCAAACUUCUAUCAACCCUAACAUUUCUGAGCAAUGUGGUUUUUCUACUCAAUUUUCACUUCAAUCACUCAAUUUUGAGCUCAUCUGUGUUGGGAUUUCUUUGAAAAAAGAAAUAAGAGAGACAGAUACAUAAACAGAAAAAAAUUAUGGGAACCUGUGAAGUUAUCAGUUCAUCCCUUGAAACCCAAGAUGAAAUUCAAUCGGGAAUUUCAAUUUUAUCAAAUGGGACCCACCAUGAAGAUCAUCAACCUACGGAGGUUGAAAUUCUUGCUAAACAACUUGAAAGCGUAGUUUUGCAAGCUAUUAUAAAGAUUGAAGAAGAAGAAGAAGAAGAAGAAGAUGAAGAACAGGAGGAGGAGGAGGAGGGGAAAUCCCAUAUCUACCCUUUAAGGCCUUAUGCUACUGAUUGCUCCUUUUAUAUGAAGACUGGUUCAUGCAAAUUUGGGCAAAGUUGUAGAUUUAAUCACCCCACUGAAAGGGCUUUUCAGCCUGUGCAGGACCAGGAGAAAGGAACUGAUGAAAAUUAUGGAGCUACUGUUGUUGAUACUGGGAAAAUUGAUUGCAAGUAUUUUCGAACACCCGGAGGAUGCAGGUAUGGAGAUUCUUGCAGAUAUAAUCACCCUACGCAGAUAUCUGAGAAUGAAGGUCCAGAGCUUAAUUUCCUAGGUUUACCAGUUAGGCCAUCGGAAGUGGAGUGCACCUUUUACAUGCGCACUGGUUCUUGCGGCUACGGAGCUAAUUGCAGAUUCCAUCAUCCUGAUCCUUCUGCAGCAAAAGAAUCUCAGCCUAGGAACUCCUUUCCCAAUGGUGCAUAUGUUAGGGGUGGCAACAACCUCUCUGGAAUGUAUCCUGGUGAUACAAUGCAGGCUUCUGGAAUAUCACGGGGUAUCACAGAUUUGUCAAACGGCAUAUCUUCAUUGAAUGGUUUACCCUAUUCUGGGAUAAAUUAUCAUCAAGCAAUGUCCCCAAAUGCUGGUUGGAACCAACCUAAGGCUCAGCUCAACUUAAAGACUCAUCUGCCUCAUCAAAUGGUGAAUAUCUCAAAAAAACAAGAUCCUUCAAUGCUUUAUGAACAGGUUAUGCAGUCUGAGGAGUUUCCUGUAAGACUAGGGCAACCCGAUUGUGAUUAUUUUAUGCGAACUGGAGACUGCAAAUAUAGAGCUGCUUGCAGGUAUAACCAUCCAGUAAACCGUUCCUCUAAGCUACAACUACCGCUACUUUCUACAAACAGCCCGUAUACGAAGUCUAAAAACUCUGAUUUUCUUGGAUUAACUUCCGGCAACAUACGGAGAAAUGGACCGACUUCUCUUCAGCUGCAGCAAAUGCCAAAUGGACAGUACCCUGAACGACCUGGACAGCCAGAAUGCGAAUUUUUUAUGAAAACUGGGAAUUGUAAAUUUAAAUCUGCAUGUAGAUUUCACCAUCCGAAGGACCGAAUAUCUUCACCAUCUGCUCUCAAUCAAACUGGCCUUCCUUUAAGACCUGGUAGCAAAAUCUGCCGGAACUAUGAGCUGCAAGGUACAUGCAAAUACGGUAGAAAUUGUUUGUUUGAUCAUCCCGACAACACUUCAUCGGCAGUUUCAGUUGGUUCUGCCAAUGGUGAAGAUUACCAGCCAUCGAACCCUGUAAUUGCUGCUGAUUUAGAGCCUUCCAAGUCAGAUUGGGGUGACGACUGGGUGAUGUAGUUUCAUCUAAUGAGAAUGUUUCUAGUGAUAUUGCAACAUUGCUGGCGUUAUCAUCAAGAAAAGAAUGCCGUCUCCAGUUUUUGACAAUGUUGAGCCUACUACUUAUCGAUCAAUAGAGGAAUUUGACAUCUUUUUGUGGUUGCAUAAUGCGUACCCUUUUGUUUAAGCAAACCAUUUAUCAAUACCAAUCCUAUCUAUACAAAUAACUGUUAAAACGUAAAACCCAUGUUAUUUUCCGUUGGAA
Amaranthus tricolor (Joseph's coat) is the source of this 2155-nucleotide messenger RNA. RefSeq names its product zinc finger CCCH domain-containing protein 43-like. Bases 373 to 1911 code for a protein of 512 amino acids. The record is from RefSeq and is a predicted model, not a curated record. The transcript has 8 exons. Lineage: Eukaryota; Viridiplantae; Streptophyta; Magnoliopsida; Caryophyllales; Amaranthaceae. Gene Ontology annotation, molecular function: metal ion binding; mRNA binding.